CAUAUUCUCUUCCUGACAUCUUUACCUCUUCGACGGAGCUGGGCGUCAGUACCCAGCAAUUACCAAAACGGCUUCCUUCUUCUGGAAAAGGACGCCCGAUUCGACAUCAUCUCCAGCUUCGCAACUUCCGAAACGGAAGAGUUUCCUCGACAUGCCAACUAAGUCCUACGAUCCUCCUGCAUUAACACCACAGUUCUGCUUCAACUCUACGCUACUACGAGAUUUCCUUCGCCUCUCACGCUCAACCAUAGAUGAUUCAAUCACGCAAAACCUUAACUCCCUAUUCACGCCCGGCGAAAUGCCUUGGGAUCCGACGUCAGUGAAUUCACGGCAAAUCAACAUCCCCCCAGGGAGCAAAAGGCUGAUAGAUCCGCAAUCAUGCCGGAAUUUCAAGGAAAGGGUUCUAUUCCCUUCAUGGCAGUCAAGGUCGGAUGUCUUGAACUACUGUGCUAGCGUAGCAACAUCUCCAGACCCAGAUGAUCCUGAUCAACUGCUCCGAGAAGUUGAGAGCGAAAGACGGAGAGAAGUUGUUGUAGAUGAGAGGUUGGAUCCGUAUUCUGCCCGCUAUUUUCCACGCGAACCACGAACAGAAUAUUUGGCGGAGAAUAUACGGCGGGAAAGAGCUGUUGAGGACAUAAUACGUAGCCGGACGUGGCAGCUUGUGAGCGAAAGAUGUACUGGCACAGAACAAAGUUGGCAACAAGAACUUGAUGAGUGGAGAAAACGUAGAGAGGAGAGGAGGUGACAAUGGCGUCUGUGUCAACUGUAUAUACAACUUCAAAAAAAAUGGAAACGCGCCUCUCUCAAUUAUACAGAUUCUGCUCUCUCCGACAUACUUGACCGGCUAUACGCUCAUAUACUGAC
This is a messenger RNA of Verruconis gallopava, 864 nucleotides long. RefSeq lists its product as uncharacterized. Gene Ontology annotation, cellular component: mitochondrion; mitochondrial intermembrane space. Bases 152 to 745 code for a protein of 197 amino acids. NCBI's taxonomy places the organism in Eukaryota, Fungi, Ascomycota, Dothideomycetes, Venturiales, Sympoventuriaceae. The transcript has a single exon. The record is from RefSeq and is a predicted model, not a curated record.